UCUAUACAUUAUCUUCAGAAAAGUGGAAGUGUCUGGAAAGGUAGCCCUACAUCAAAGACGAAUCUGAAUCUGUACUGUAAUCCGUGUGGUACAGAUGGAUUAAAGAAGCUGGCUCACGGAUUUUGUCAAGACUGCAAGGAACAUCUUUGCAAAAAUUGCGUUCAACAUCAUAGAAGGUCAAGAUCAUCUAGAAAGCAUGUUCUGAUUAAUAAAUACGACAUGGCACUACAUCAAACGACCGUUGACGUAAAUGCAGACAUGAUUACCGACAACUGUACCAACCAUAAGGAUAAACUACUGGAGUUCUAUUGUAACAAUCACAAAACAGUAUCAUGCAAAGUUUGUGUGACUCUUGAACACAAACAAUGUAUAGUUGACUUUAUUCCUGAGGGUUUCGGAAACGUAUCUAGCGAGUUGAUAAAUUUGAACAAAAAGAUGGAAGUGUUAAUCAAGAAAUGUGAAAAUAACAUUAUAAAGGCUGUAGCUGCUUCAAAACGACUGGAACAAAGUAAUAGAAAAGUUAAUGAAGACAUUAGUCUCUUCAGGAAAGAAAUAAAUGCAUAUCUGGAUCAGAUGGAAUCGAUGAUGAUAAAAGAAACUGAAGCUAUUAUUAACGCAGCAAACUAUAAACUCGAGAAUAUCAAGGAUGCUUGCGAAAAAUUAGCCGAGGAAGUGAAGCGUUCACAGUCAUUUCUAAAUGACCUGAAUAAAACAAACGAGCAGAAUAAGCUUUUCAUUGAAAUGAAAAAUGUCGGACCUCGUUUGAUGACACUUGAAAGUGAAGAAAUACAGAUUGUCAAAGAUAUUAUGGCAUAUGACGACAUUCAAUUUGACCGGAACCAAAAGCUACUUGAUCAACUGAAAAAUAAGAAAAACUUUGGGACAAUUCUAACAUAUGGAAAACCAUUAGCAGAUACUGAAAUAUGUAUGAGAUAUAAAAGAUCUCUCAACGUGAAAUUCCCCUCUGAUGAAAACCAAAGUGAUGUGUUUGGGGCUGUUACGAUUUCUGCUACACAUAUGAUCCUCGCUGAUUAUGGCAAUAAGAAAAUUAAAACAGUUAAUAUAGCCACAGGAACACAGGUGUCAGAGGAAACCCUGUCUUCUGCACCAUUCGAUGUUAUAAGACUUCCCCAAAAUAAACUUGCUGUUGCAUUACUUAAAGAAAAAUGUAUCCAGAUCAUGUCUUAUACAGAUACAAGUUUGUCUUCAGAUCGUCGUAUAGAUGUCGGUGAAAAGUGUGUUUGUUUAGCUUAUUGUCAGGACAAGCUAGUAGUAGGCUGUAAUUAUACUCCAGGAAAGCUUGUUAUUCUAGAUUUAGAGGGAAAUAUCAUACAGAGUUUUUGUACUCCUGGAUUGUUUGAUGGGCCUAAAAAGAUUGUUAUCAGCAGAGAUGAGAAGUUCAUGUAUGUAUCUGAUUACUGCUUCUUGGAAGGUUAUGGCAAGUGCAUGAAGAUAGACUGGCAAGGAAAUGUUGUACAAAGCUUUGCGGAUCAAGGAUAUGUUGGUCCUAAUGGCUUACAGGAGCUCGAAGAUGGUACUUUGUUAGUUUGCUUCUACUCCAGUCACAAAAUUGUCAGAUUGUCAAACAGCUUCAAGAAAUGUGAGAUAUUAGGAUUGGAGAAGAUAAACCUUUGUUAUCCAAAGGCUGUAACAUACAGUGAAAGGAGUCACAAAUUAUAUGUUAGUUGUUCUUCUGAGCAAGGGCGUGGUUCAAAUGAUACAAUAAAAGUAUUCAAUGUGAGAUAGAUCAUUUGUAUCUUUUGAAUGCGAAUAUUAGCUACAAUGUGACACAUUGUAUGUGAUCAGUGAUAGUGACACAUUAAAUUAUUGGGGACAUACUAAACACACAUCUUGUAAUUAUGGAUAUUCAGAUCAAUAUUUCGUUAAAAAUAAUUCAAUUCCAUGACAAAAAAGAAUUAAGAAUACAUGUAUUUCAAAAUAUGUGGGCAGACAAGUAUUUGAUUUGUAAUAAUUACUUAAUAAUUCACGGUGACUUCGGUGAUUUUGAAAAUAAUUUUACAAUUUGCAUGUCACAUAGUUUGAUAUCAGCUUAAUAUGAAAAAUGUUGACAAUAGAUAUUUAUUAUGUUUCAGAAUUGUUACAUUCAAAAUGCUACAUUUCAAACAAAAACCUAAUUAUUUGUGAUGUGGUAGUAAAUGACAUGCUAUGUUGUGUUGUCUUUACAAAUUACAACUGUAUAUAAAGCUCAUGUUUGUAACUGAGAUGAAUAAAUUUGA
Messenger RNA from Ruditapes philippinarum (Manila clam), 2237 nucleotides. RefSeq lists its product as uncharacterized. The transcript has a single exon. Gene Ontology annotation, molecular function: zinc ion binding. The annotation marks the transcript as partial. The record is from RefSeq and is a predicted model, not a curated record. Lineage: Eukaryota; Metazoa; Mollusca; Bivalvia; Venerida; Veneridae.